UUAUCAAAGGUAGAAUUCGUAGGGUGUUCGUUUAGAUAACAUUGUGAUGGGCGGUGCUCUUGUUCCUCCGCAGAGAGUCCAUUUAAGAUUUACGAAAUUGGGUCUCUUUUAGAUUUGCCUCGUAAACACAAAGUCCUUUAGCAUUCUUAAAAUUAAGCUUUCUUUCCCACCUGAAGCACCAUAGCCAUUUUUACCUUGUUUUUCUUCUCGUUUAUGUUACUUAACUCGUUCUGUUUUUAUAUCCUUAAAUGGGUUCUGCCCAUUGAUGGGUUUGGCAGCCCAAAGUCUGUUCACAAAAGGGCAUAGUUGGAUUAUUGAUUCUUGUGUACCUAUAGGUGUUCUGGGAUGGUGGCUUUUUCUUGUUAGUCAAUGAUUUUUAUAAGGUAUGGAGCUUAAUCUUUGAUGGUUUUUGAAGUUUCAAGAUUUCUUUCAACUGGGUAGAGCUAAGUCUUUUUAUAUAUUAGGCCAAGUCGUUAACUUGGGGACACCUGUGUUGUGUUGCACCUGUUUUCGUGUAUACUUGAUUCAUCAUCGUUUUGGGGAUUGGGAGAUUGGUCUCCGACCUUUGGUUACUUCCUAGAAAGUAGCGAAAGAUUUUUGACAUUAAUUCCUAAUCCACCUCUGAGGAGUUUUGUAUCUUUGGGAGUUCAAAGCUGAAAUUUGAGGCUGAGGAAAAUAUGUUUUUUUGAGUUACUCUUUACAUUCAUUUCAAAGGAAAUUGUUUCAACUAAAAUUUACACUUUGUUAUUAUUUAUAACCCCAAAAGUUUAAGAGGGUUUUGGAUUCCAAGCUCAGGCAUUUUUGGAGAGGGCUGAGAAUUGAAAUAAAGAUGAAACUUUGGAGUUAGGGUAAUGUUUUCUCUGUGGAAGGGAGAUCAAAAAUGGAUUUUUGGCUUGUUGCAGCUGCUGCUGGUGCUGGAUAUUUGGCCAAGUAUUGGCAGAACAUUCCCAAAGAUAGGGAUAAGUUGUUACAAUUGUCAAAUGGAGAUUCAGAUUAUAAGAAGCCUGAAUCCCCGGGCGGCCCCUUCCGCAGUUUGAAACACAGAUCAAAACGACCAGGCAAUGCUGCUAAAGAUAGUACAUUUGACAAUAUACUUCCAGAUAUUACUUCACUAGAUGAUGCUUCUACUAGUGGGAACAGUGAAAAGCUUGGGAGCUUAACAAGUUGCCAAGAUUUGGAUGUACUUUCUGUAUUAAACUUGCAGGCAGGAAAGUUGGGGAAUGAAAACCUUAAAGAGCAUGAAGGAGGAGGAAAUAGGUUAAUUGGUGAUGUUAGUGAUAAUUGUUAUGAUGUAUCACUAUCACCAAAACCUUCUGCUGAAGAAAUGGAUUGCAUAAUAAAGAACAGAAGCUCCAUUAGAACUAAACGGUAUCGUGGUCAUUUAAAUAAACCAAUGAAUUCUUUGGAGAGUUGCCUUAUGGCUCAAUUAUACAAUGAACAUGCUCAAAUGGAAGAGUAUGUGCUUAGUUCUGCUCCAUCAUCAUCAACACCAGCUAUGAAGACAUUGUUUGUGACUGAUGGAAGCCGUGUCCUCGGCAGUGCAUACAAUAAUUCUCUUAGGGCCCAAACUGGAACCAAAGCAUGUUUAGAAAAGAAUGAAAAAGUUUUUGGAGUUCCACCACUACCAAAAGUUGGGUCUACGUCUCAUUCGAAGAAGACGAAAUCUAAGACAGGAAAGGGACAGAAUAGAAAGUUGUGCAGUUCCAGUAAAUUUUCCAUCGGAAAAGGCUUCUAUUCUCAAGGUUCGCUGGAUGGAACAGUGUUAUUCUUUCUUGGCAUCUCUAUUGGCAUAAUAUCUUCUUUCAUAACAAAUAAAAGUGAAGUUGACAAGUUGAAGGAGUUGUUGAAACAAACUGAGAACUUAGUUCAGGAUUUACAUGAUGAACUUGAAAUGAAAGAUUCGUUGACAGUGAAGGAGCUGGCUAAUGAGAAUUAUGAAUCACAGGAUACAUAUGAUUAUUCCACUUCUGAGAGGGCCCCAAACACAUUAUUCUCUGAACAAAAUAUUGAUGGUCCUACCGAAGAUGAUGGUAGAGAUUCAUAUUUACAGAAAGCAGAGGAGAGUUCAGAGUCUAUGAGCAAAAUUGAGGCAGAGCUUGAAGCUGAACUGGAGAGGUUGGGGCUAAACGUAAAUCCAUCAACUCAGCAGAGAAGAUUGUCUGAUGUUGUUGAGCUUGAACCAGACUUUGUGGCGGAUUUUGCUCAAGGUGAGUUGAGAGUGGACAUGCUUGGAGGACAAGCUGUUGCCAAAACCAAGUCAAAUGAAGAUGGAGCUAGCACCUCCACAACACAUCACUCUGCAAAUUAUGCAGUUUCUCCUAGGCAGCUUAGCUUGCGGCUGCAUGAGGUUAUUCAAUCAAGACUAGAAGAACGUGUAAAUGAGCUUGAGACAGCACUUCAGAACAGCCAGAGAAAAAUACGAGUGAUAGAAUCAGAACGUAAAAAUUGGGGGGAGCCCUUAAUCGGUCGACUAAAAUAUCCCUCAAUGCAAGAAAGUCCUGUUGCUAGAGAAGAAUGUAAUUCCGUGUCUCAACCGCUAGUCAUGGCUUUAUCUGGGGAAGCUCUUGAUGCUUACAAUGAGGCUCAUGAAGAACUGAUGAAGAUGAGCGACUCGGAUGAAGAGGAUUCGCCUUGCAGGUUCUACGAAAAUCCACAAGGCUCGUGUUCUUUCAGUGACGUUAUGUCUGAGUGUCAAAACGGUGAGAUAAAUGGUUCUAUGGAACAUUCAGCAACAGCUGAAGAGAAACUAGUUGGUAAAUUCUCUCAGACCAGCUUAAGAAUGCAGGAAGAGCAUAUUUCCUUAGUUCCUGGAUCAAACGAGACUUCGGAUAGUCAAGAUGAGGUUAGUGAUGCUGAUGAUGAGAUAGAGAAGCAACUGAUUAAGCAGAUUGUGGAGAGGACCAAGAAAGGGUCUCCUGUUGUUUUGAAUGCACAAAGGCUGCUGUUUUCAUUGGACGAAAAUUAGAAUCAAAUGGAAAAGAAGUUCUAAGUUUUGCAGUCUGUAUAUAUAAUAUAGAUGAGGAUGUUCAUUUAUCUCAAAAGCUAACAACCUUUGUUUUGUUGUACUUUAUUUCAUUGGAAGCCUCUCAUCAAAGUUUACAAACCUUGUCAGAUUUCGAGUUCAAGCACCAAAUAGAUUUAACGUUAGUUAUUAAUAUGAAAAUGACUACAAUUUCACCA
Molecule: messenger RNA, 3180 nt
Organism: Humulus lupulus (European hop)
Lineage: Eukaryota; Viridiplantae; Streptophyta; Magnoliopsida; Rosales; Cannabaceae
Exons: 3
Coding region: 881-2965 (694 amino acids)
Biological process (GO): asymmetric cell division
Source: RefSeq, a predicted model, not a curated record